Molecule: messenger RNA, 1054 nt
Organism: Glycine soja
Lineage: Eukaryota; Viridiplantae; Streptophyta; Magnoliopsida; Fabales; Fabaceae
Product: probable protein ABIL5
Exons: 8
Coding region: 98-850 (250 amino acids)
Source: RefSeq, a predicted model, not a curated record
AGCCUCAUUCAGAAAAGUGAUCAGCAUUAUAUUAGAGCCUGUCUUUACAAGCAUUAUUAUUAUUUUUUUCAUAAGGUAACACGACUGCUAUAACAAUAUGAUGGAGUUGAUCAGUUUCAAGCCUUUAGCAGAUGCUGAGGUAGAAGAAACCAUGCGCUUUGAAAAGUCUCUUCAGGAGCUGAGAGAACUAAGGUCUGAGCUACACAAAGCUGCAGAAUACUGUGAAACUACGUUCUCUAAAAGCGAAGAGAAGAGUGAUGUGCUGGACAACACAAAAGAGUACAUAUGCAGGACCAUGGUCACUGUUGUUGAUCAUCUUGGAAACGUUUCUGCCAAUCUUGAUGGCCUUAUUUCUCACACAAAUGCAUUUUCUGAAGCUGAGUUACGAAUCCAAUGCCUACAACAAAGACUUCUCUCGUGUGAACAAUAUGCUCGUAAAUUGGCCCUCGCGAAAUUGCAAUGGAAUGAGAAUUCGCUUAGAUUUCAUUCGCGUUAUUUAUCAACAUCUCCCCUUGAGAGAUCAAGCAGUAAAAAAGUAAUAAGAGAUUCUGAAAGUCAAGUUCCUUCAAAGUUAGAAGAUAAACAAGCACCGGAAACAUAUGAGGAUUUGCCACUCUUUUUGUACACCCAUAAGCCUCCAGUUCAGAAUUUGAAACCAACAGCAGCCACACUUAACGGGCACAUCAAUUUGGCCAUGGUGGCACCUGUUAAGGACGGUUUGUCAUUCUUAACAAAAGUUCCAAAUCCUACAUUCCAUUUCCAAGGUACCCAGAAGGUUGGACGCCACAGAAGAUCCUUGUAUGGUAGUGACAUCUUAUGGCUCUUACGGCGUUCCAAACGAGCCCAAUGAAAAACUAGGAGAAUCUAUUCAGUUGCAAGUCUUAUGUUUUCAUUGUCAUCGUGGUUUGUCAUAUUCCCUCUUAUUUAUAUUUCGAAGUUUAGUGCCAAUUCUAUGAAUAGGGAGAACGUACCGAACAUUAAUUAUAAGAAAAUAUUUGUAUUCCAGGCUCUGAAAGUUUUUUUCACUUCUAUGAAAGAUCAUCAUGAUAUAAGA